This is a messenger RNA of Nelumbo nucifera (sacred lotus), 2172 nucleotides long. The record is from RefSeq and is a predicted model, not a curated record. Lineage: Eukaryota; Viridiplantae; Streptophyta; Magnoliopsida; Proteales; Nelumbonaceae.
AUCUCAUUCUAACAGAAAAACGCACUAAUUUGUUGAGGCCCUCAUCAAGUUAAGCAGCAAAUACGCACCUGACCAUGGUUGUCAAGCUCGGGCAGCUGUUUCUGUUUUUCCUUGUCUGGUUUGCAGAUUCUAAAGAUGAUGGUUUCACCUACAAUGGCUUCCGGGGUGCUAACUUGAGCCUGGACGGUUUGGCACAGAUCACACCAAACGGACUAUUGAUGAUAACCAACAGCACUUCAGAUGAGAAAGGUCAUGCCUUCUAUCCGUACCCACUUCACUUCAAGAACCCGUCGGACGGUGAAGUGGUAUCCUUCUCAACUACUUUCGUGUUCGCCAUCUUCAGCCAGCCCGGAGCCCCAGAUAUCGGCGGCCAUGGAUUAGCUUUUUUUAUUGCACCUUCAAGAGGGUUCCCGGGAUCUCUAGGAGACCACUAUCUAGGCAUCUUCAACAAGUCCAACAAUGGAAAUCCGUCCAACCAUAUUGUUGCAGUUGAACUCGAUACAAUUGAGAACGUUGAAUUGGCUGACAUCAAUGAUAAUCAUGUAGGUAUUGACAUUAACAGCGUAAAAUCAGUUGAUUCCGCACCGGCUUCUUAUUUUACUGGUGAAAAUGGUGGGCUUAAGAAUCUAACUCUCAAAAGUGGGAAAGCAAUGCAACUGUGGAUCGAAUAUAAUCGCUUCGACUCUCGAAUUAAUGUCACAUUAGCUCCGAUUAAUGUGCCUAAACCGGACAUUCCACUCUUAUCUUGGGUUUACAAUCUUUCUCGGAUGAUGAAAGACAGCAUGUACGUUGGAUUCUCGGCGUCUAAUAGCAGAGCUCUAACACCACAGUACGUGUUGGGGUGGAGCUUUAGGAUGAAUGGUCCAGCCCAAGAGCUCACUCUUUCCCAACUUCCAAAGCUUCCCCGGGUAGGACCCAAACCACAAUCCAAGCUUGUCAAGGUUGGGUUGCCCAUGACUGGCGCGGUUUUGUUGUCCACAGUGAUCGGCGGCAUUCUUUUUAUCUUGAGAAAGAGAAAAUUUGCAGAAGUACUUGAAGAUUGGGAACUAGACUAUGGGCCUCACAGGUUCAAAUUUAAGGAGCUUUACAUUGCUACCAAGGGAUUCAGGGAAAAGGAGCUCCUGGGUACGGGCGGUUUCGGUACGGUGUACAGAGGCAUAUUAUCCACUUCCAAAGUAGAAGUUGCAGUGAAGAGAGUAUCCCAUGAGUCAAGGCAAGGAAUGCGCGAAUUCAUUGCCGAGAUUGUUACCAUCGGUCGAUUGCGACACCGGAACUUAGUACAACUCUUGGGGUAUUGCCGGCGUAAAGGAGAGCUUCUGUUGGUCUACGAUUACAUGCCGAAUGGAAGUUUAGACAAGUAUCUCUUUGACCAAACAAAGUCUAGACUGAGUUGGGACCAAAGAUUUCGAAUCAUCAAAGGGGUAGCGUCCGCACUAUUUUAUCUGCAUGAAGAUUGGGAGCAGAUUGUUGUUCACAGAGAUAUAAAAUCCAGCAAUGUCUUAUUAGAUAGAGAAUUUAAUGGUAGGUUAGGGGAUUUCGGACUCUCAAGGUUAUAUGAUCACGGAAGCGAUCCUCAAACAACACAUGUGAUGGGGACACUAGGUUAUCUUGCACCAGAGAUCACUAGAACUAGUAAGCCGACUCCAAGAACAGAUGUAUUUGCUUUUGGUGCUUUUAUGCUUGAAGUGGCUUGUGGAAAAAGACCUAUAGAACCACAAGAAUCUGAUGAAGAUCUUAUUUUGGUUAAUUGGGUGCUGUCGUUUUGGAGGAGAGGGACAAUUUGUGAGACAGCAGAUCCAAAUUUGGGAGGUGAUUAUGUAGAUGAGGAGAUGGAUUUGGUGUUGAAGCUUGGCCUCAUUUGUUGUAAUUCAAUUCCAACUGCUAGGCCGACCAUGCGUCAAGUAUUGGAGUUUUUGAACGGAGAUGUUCCUCUCCCGGAGACACUGCCGGUGAGUGCCGGUAGUCUUACGUCUGCUCACGGUGAAGGCUUCAACGGGUAUGGUAUGCCGUGCCCUUCCCUGGGGAUUACAAUAAGCACUACAAUCACUCAAUCAUCUAUUCUCUCCACAGGUUGUUAGUAGAAAUAUGGUUCGUUAAUGAAGCAGCUUAGGCGUUUAUUGCAAGGUAAGUGGUUUGACCAAUCUUUGUGCGAAAAUAAAAAAAUAAAAAGAA